GCUUUUCACACUGGUCCUUCUCCCGUCGUGUCAACCGAGGCUAGCUCAGCAUCACCGCCUUCUUCUUUCUCUCCCUCCUGGUUUUUCUGUCCUUCUGUUCUAUCUUUUCCGUGGUUUUCCCGUCACCGUGAUUCUACACCGGGUGCACGAGGCAGAUCCCUCUUCUCAGACCCAGUUUUUCCCCGAUCAGAAAGCGUUUCUUUGGAUGCUGCUUCCACCGUCGUGCCGCAUCAGCCGGGAGAGAAAAACAUCCAUCCACGACGACGAGGAGGCAGGGUGCGAAUACAGCAACGCCCAUUUUGACACCUACUGUACCUCCACGGUGCCAACGAAGAUAUUCGAGCAUCUCUAUGUCUGCUUUUAUACAAUCUGAGAGGACUCUCUUCAGCUGCAGCCUGCUCUGCCUGUUUGCACCGCCUGUUUAGCAUCCUCCAGCAGCAGAGGCAGAUAUCAACAGGGGCUGGGGGGCCCCUCUGCAUGCAGCGCACCUAGAUCCCAUUCCUGCAGACUGCGUCAGUGGCCUUAACCUCCCACGUCUCUCAGUGGUUAGCGCCCCCUCUCCUUCCGCGCACCGUUCCUCCCCCCCCCCCCCCCCCCCCCCUGCGAGCGCCCCGGCUCCUCAUUCUCCUCGCCGCCUCUCGCCAUCGCGUCCAGCUGUGGCCCUCGCAGGGCGCGCUCGCUGGCUCCCACCUGACGGGUCCCUGGCCUCAGGACGACAGCCAGCACCGACACGUUCCCUACAUGAGGGACAAAGCCACGCAGACCCCCAGGGCCUGGGCAGAUGAGAGGAGGAGGGGCUCUCACAAACGCUCGGCCUCCUGUGGGAGCACCGACCAGCUCAAGGAGUUGGUCUGCUUUUGUCCCCAGAUUGCCAAAUUGCGUCAGCAGCUUCAGCGCAGCAAACGCAGCAGCCGCCAUCGGAGGGACAAGGAGCGCAAGUCCCCGUUCAAUGGCAGCCACACCAUCAUACAGUCGCAGUCGCCCAUGCCCAAGACCAUCCUGAUACCCAUCCCUAUCUCCAAGUCAUCCGCCCCUCGAUUCCGUAACAGUGUGGAGGGUCUGAACCAGGAGAUUGAACGCAUCACGAUCCAGGACACUCCUGAGAAGGAGGAGAUCAUCGUUCCACAGGACGUCCCAGAUGGGCACCGUGCACCCCCACCCGUCCCCCCACAGCGCAGCAGCAGCACCCGCAGCAUCGACACACAGACUCCCUCCGGGGGCGGCCUGAGCGGUAACCACAGCAACUGCAGCAGCCGCCCCGACUCCAUCUCACCCUCCUACCUCACCGUCCUCAACGACAUGAGUGGAGGCAGCCCCUACGAGGACAAAGAACUGGGCCCCUGCUCCCCGCUGCCUAAAUACGCCGCCUCUCCCAGACCCAACAACAGCUACAUGUUCAAGAGGGAACCUCCAGAGGGCUGCGAGAAGGUCAAAGUGUUUGAGGAGUCCAUGCCCAAACCUCUGCAGGAGAUCCCUCCCUUCCUCUGUCCCGACCGCAACAAGGUGAACUUCAUCCCCAACAGCGGCUCUGCCUUCUGCCUCGUCAGCAUCCUCAAGCCCUUACUCCCCGCCCCGGACCUCAAUUUCCGCCCCGGGGUGGGCCUCCGGAGCCAUUCCCCGUCCCUCGUGCCUCUGUCCACCCAGCCCUGCCUCCUGGAGGAGCCCGAGAGCUUCUGAUUGGCGAUAAACUCCCCCCUCCACCCUUCAACACCACACCCCCAACCCUCCACAAAAUCAGAAAACACUGGAAACAACCCUUCUGCUCCGAAACAAAUGCCUUCAGCAUGCCAGCUAAGCUCUCUCUGAUGUCCUUCUCUUGUUGAAAAAGCGCUUCCCACUGCCUCUCCUCCUCAGACGACUACAACGUGAGAGUCCUGCAGCCCCGCGCGGGGGUCUGCAGCUAACAUUUCAUCGCUUUUCUUCUACCUUUAGUGCUGGUUAUGUUCCUGUUUUUAGGAGGAAAAGGGCGAGAAAAAAAAAAAAGGACAGACUCUUUUUUUCAUCGUAUUAUACCAUGGCGCCUUUCCACGGACAUAUCUCUUUUUCUAUCUGUAGUUAUUUCUCUUGAUAUGAAAUAUGCCUUCCAUUGAGAAAAAAAAACAAAACAGGCCGCUUGUUUCUUUGGCGGCCGAGAGUUUGACCACGGAGGCUCAUAUUGGUGCUGCCAGAUUUAUCGUAGCAAAACUUGAACGGUCGUGACAAGGAGAAGUUAAAAAUGUGCCUGAUAUUUGAGACCGCUCAGUUUCGCUAAACCGGCGUAGUGCUUGGAUCAUGUUUGUUCCUUUAGCAUGACUCACGUGAUGUUGGCACUACAGCGGCUGUAGAUACACACAGAAAGGCGGGGACUUAUUAAAACCACCUGUGACUAAUUCCAGACAUCUGUUUUGUACUUUUAUCAGACAUUUUGAAUAAAAUCGACUUAAAUCUGGUACAAAAUGAUGCCUUUGUUCCACCGAUAGUAGCAGAGAACCAGUCCCCUGCCGGUCUGUGUGUAUCUAUGGGAAACACAGGCCAGGGCUAUGAUGUGUGCAGCGUGUUCAACCUAUGUCUGCUUGCCCCUCCUUCCCAAGCGCCCGCCUUUUUCGCUCAAUUUGUCCUCUUUUUACACCACCUCCAUCACAGCCACCCAAACCUUCUGUUCCUCCUUUCUCCAGCUCUCUCUCUCUCUCUCUCUCUCUCUCUCUCUCUCUCUCUCUCUCUCCGUUUCUUCCCCCUCACGGUCACUGUAAUGCUCAUUUCCCUCUGUCUUGCUCAGUGUUGUUGUAAAAUGUGUCCAGAGAGGCCUUGUCCUCACAUGACGCGCUUCCUCUGGCUUGCUUGGCCCCCGAGCGUGGAGAGGCUAGGUGAAACUAAAUACUGCACUGCAGAUCACAAGGAUAGAGGGAUGAGUUUCUGGUUCAAAAUCAGAGCAAGUGAAGGCUGCUGUCAUCAAUGUAUUUAUAUGAACAAGUAAUAUAUAUUUAAUGGGAACUAUUUUUAAUGUAUUGAAUUAGAAAGAGCUGUAAAGAAGCAUAUUUUACCUAAAUACAUGAUGCUCAGGAAGGGGAUGGCGAGGGGUGGCCCGGGCCCACCUCAAAAUCUGAUUGGCCACCCCAAAAUCCUAAAUGAUGAUCGGCUAGUUCCUUUGUUCAAAGCAGCAGCGUAUUUCCUUUUAUAAGUAUUGUAAAUUGCUUCUUCAGUUCAUUUAAAAAGAACUUUAUUUAUUCACGGUUGUGACUUGAUCAGAUUUAAUCACAAAAACAACCCGUCUACUGUCGUCAAAGUAGAAUUCAUCUGUUAGUUAACACUGAUAGAUGCACCAAAGUAUUUUCCCCUGAGCCCCGCCCACUUUAAAAAUAUAGAAGAAUCAAAUUCCAAAGACUUUAAAGGGUUCCACGAUUAUUUGUGUUGAAGGAAAGUUCCAAAGACACAAGAUUGUUAGCUUUAUUUUCACCCUGCCACGUUCAAAAAGCAGUGAAAACACAGAACGCUUUUCUUAUUGGUGACAUGUAUCUAAUCAAAAAUGGCUGCCGGGAAUCAUAAGUUCAUUUGGUUUUGGACUUUGACACAAAACUAGUACAAAACAAACACAACCAGAGCUUUUAUCCUUAGCACGGUGAUAAAGAAGGAACCACUGGGUACCUUAAAGUGGGUAAAUCCUCUGUUUUGGUCACCACCCUGCAAACCUGCAGAUACAGAAUAGGCCACUGAUCACAGACUCACUUAAUAGUUAGCUUUGGGUUAAAAAUAUGACUGCAGAUGUGUGUUUUUUUUAUACACCUCAAUACUUUUGAUACCAUUGAGCGUAAGAAUAAGUAUGACAGCUCUUUUUUCCUCACAUAUAUGAUGCGUAGGAGUCCUCUCAGUGCAGUACGCUGGUCGCCCCGCUCUCCACGCUCCGGCCUGUCUCCCUGUAUAUGUCACUACUACUUGACUGUGCCUGCUUCGGCGGGAUAGGAAUGUACUGGAUCUGUAAAUAUAGAGGCGCACUGUGUUUGUAUUAUCGGCUGACAAAGAUAUGUAUCUGAAUGAGUUAACAAUUGUACCAUAUAGCCCCUCCUCCUCCUCCUCCUCCUGCUUUCUCUCCGCAGAGUACUGUGAAAUACUACAUGUCUCAUUAUUGUGAAUAAUAAUGUAUUUAUUUAUCAGGAGUGUAAUUGGGUCUGCAGAGAAUUUUAAUCCAGAAUAGAUUACAUCGUCCAUCUCAGGUUGUAGUGAAUAGGAUACAAAGAGAAAAGAUAUACUAACUUCUCAGCGCACACUAACAAGUCUACACUACUUUAAGGAGAGCAAACCAACAGCUGCUAUCUAUGUAGCCUCACACUAACAGAAAAAUGUGACUGAUGUAAACCUGUAGCAGAGUAGAAGUAGAGAGAAGUGUGGAUGUCAUUUAUCCGGUGACCUGAUUUGGCAUGUUUCUAAAAGAUAAAGUGUUUCCAAAAUGAGAUAUCCACUUGCUGAAAAACAAUCACACACAGAGCGACAUGUUCCUCUUUGUCGUUUUUAGACGUCUGUUUACAACUAAAGUAGUUUCAGAGUAGAUUCAUACAUGUGAUAAUACAGAUUUAUUUCAGAUACCACGUUUUUUUCAAAGUGGAAGCAUUUUGGAACGAGGCUCCAAACAAGACAACACAAAUACUCUUUGUUUGCUUGUCCAGUUUAUUGGAAACAGAACUGCCAAGUUUUCAUCUGUUAAACCCCUUGAGUGAAAUAAAAAGGCAUAGUUGAAUUAAAUAAAGCGUUUGUGAUUGACUUCA
Notolabrus celidotus (New Zealand spotty) is the source of this 4736-nucleotide messenger RNA. RefSeq names its product family with sequence similarity 117 member Ba (gene fam117ba). The transcript is spliced from 8 exons. Lineage: Eukaryota; Metazoa; Chordata; Actinopteri; Labriformes; Labridae. The record is from RefSeq and is a predicted model, not a curated record. The coding region runs from base 742 to 1677 and encodes 311 amino acids.